This is a messenger RNA of Arvicanthis niloticus (Nile rat), 1763 nucleotides long. RefSeq names its product cell cycle regulator of NHEJ (gene Cyren). Gene Ontology annotation, cellular component: nucleus; cytoplasm. The record is from RefSeq and is a predicted model, not a curated record. NCBI's taxonomy places the organism in Eukaryota, Metazoa, Chordata, Mammalia, Rodentia, Muridae. Gene Ontology annotation, biological process: negative regulation of double-strand break repair via nonhomologous end joining; double-strand break repair via nonhomologous end joining.
GGGGCGGGCGGUGAGACGCGUGCGCGGGUCACAGUUCCGAAUUCCCGGAACCCAUCCAAAGGACCUCAGCGCCGACCUCUCCUCUUGCUCACCGUCCCAUUCUGUCCCCAGGCCCCUGGUUCUGCUCCCUCUGCGGUAGGGAGGGAGUGCGCGGCCAGCUCCGCGCUAGUGCAGCGAGGUCCCGCGUGUGCCUUCUGGGUGAGAUUUUCCAGGGAUCCGACGGGCCCGACUCCAUCAGCGCUGAGCUCCAGAAACCUUAACGGUGGGCAGGACCUGGCUGCCGGCUCGAUGGUUGAUGUUCAGCUUUCUGCCACUUUGUGCACGCUAACUCUUAACUGCAUCUGUUUCUCGUCUAUAAAAUGGACGUGAUGAUACAUGUACUGCCGGGUCUGAUUCAUUUCUGUACACUGGCAUUCACUGGAUGGUAUUCCUCUUAUCGACUUCUGUUCUGUGGCCGAACAGGCAUUCAAGAUCGGCACCCACUGGGGUCAGAUAAGCCUGGUGUGACGAGACAAUGUGAUUUUUGGUCCUGCUUUAGAGAAACAAGUCAUUGAGUGUGGAAAAACUCUAGCCAUGGAAACCCUAAAAUCUGAGAACAAAAAGAGGGUCCUCCCGUCAUGGAUGACAGACCCUGUGAAUGAGAGAAAGGUUGUAUCAGUGAAGACAGCAGCUAAGAGGAAGCAGACAGCGGCCGUGCGAGUUGGGGCAGCAACAAGAGCCCCCGGCACGGAGACUGUGUAUUGCAUGAAUGAAGCUGAAAUGGUAGACACGGCGCUGGGAAUCCUGAUUGAGGGCCGAAAACAGGAAAAGCCCUGGGAACAGCCGUCUCUGGAGGCCCCUGAUAAGCUGCAGCUCUCCCCUCCCUGUUCCCCUCACACCAGCUCCCUGGAGAACAGCAGUGAGGAAGAAGACAGCAGGAACUCUCCUGCUCUAGGCCUCAGCCCUCCCCAGGGCCCAGAAGCUGCUGACUCUCCCUGUAGCCAAAGCCCCGAGGAGGAAAAGGAGGAGGAAGACCCGUUAAAGUACGUCAGGGAGAUAUUUUUCAGUUAGUGUGAACUGUUCACUGCUUCUGCCGAGAGCUGUAGGAGUUGCCCGUCCCUGCCACCCAUGAAAACCAGGCCUUGCUCCCAACUUCCAGUCCAAGGAGGCUGUCAGUUUGGGUGGGACUUUUUCUGUAGCAGGAUGCAGAAGUGCAUCCUGUUAUAGUCUUAUCCUGCACCACCCUCUGGCUCUGAGGAUUUGCAAUUCUAGCCCUGUGUUUUAUUCACAGUAAAAAUGAGGUCUUUAGACCUACUUUCCAGAAGCAAAGAAAAAUAGAGCUGCCGAGAACAUGGGAAUUCUAGACGGGCAGCCAGAUCUUGACUUAAAGAGACCUGUGAACAGCCUCCCUCAUGAUACAGUAGUUAGCUUCCAUCCUUCAAACCAGACAGGCUGGCAGCUGCCUACAGUUCCCUGCCAGUCUAGGAGCAGGAGGCUAUCAGGUUGGUGAGCCACACAGUCUCUGUCUACCACCGGUCACCUGUCUUCCAUCUGGGGCCUCCACCUUGGUCCCUGUACAUCUGUAAAGGAGAGUGGGACAUGAGACGCCGAGAACAAAAGAUCACACCAGAGUCCACCUUUCUUUGUGUUCACUUUGGCAUUUGAUAAACACAGAAUGAAGAACUCGUUGCCACUUAGGUUUUAGGUUUUCUGAUACACAGACACUGAAAAAAAUAUAUACCGAUGCCCCAGUGCAUAAUAAAGACCGUGCUUCUGCCUCUCCA